GUCUAGAGUACCAGUUGAUCAAUAGCAAUGGCAGUUUCAGGGCCGACAAAACGCUCUUGGGAUCCAUGGAAAAUGUUUGAUGUCAGUCCUGAUGAAAUGAAAGCAAUCCAAGAACGUGCACAGGUUCGAGCUACGUUAAAAGCGGAGUGGCAAAAGAAAGUUACCAAUCCUUAUAGAGGAGCUUCUGAUGGAGGCUACAUCUUUGACCCAGCAGUUCAGCGGUUCAUGUCUAUGAGAGCAACUAAUUUCGACCACUUUAAAGCUACACCAAAAACCGUGUGGGCAGGCAUUUUCUUUGUAGUAGUACCAGCUGGUUUCUUGUGUUACAAGACAAUCACAUUAAGAGCUGAACGAGAAAAGAAGUAUCGUGCAGGUUUAGUGCCAUACAAGGACAGAGAUUUUAAAUUCAUGUAUUAAGUAGGAAGACAUUAUUGCGUUGUACCUGUACAGAUUAUGUGUGACAUUUGUAUCUGAAUAACAGUCAAGAUAUGACGAAUGUUCUAUGAACUAACAACUAUGAUGGUGACAUGGCUGCUGUGACUGACUGUCAAAAGCUAAUAUUCAUUUGGGUUCUUCUUUUUUUGUAAAGACAAAGGACAUUACGGAGAAUGGUAACAGGAACAGUCAGUGUUUUAUUGAUGGCUGCCGGUUCUCGUAGACUAGAGCAGAUAGAACUGCUGUUAUUUAUAUACACAAAUAAAUAAAAGGCUAAAACACGA
Molecule: messenger RNA, 719 nt
Organism: Gigantopelta aegis
Lineage: Eukaryota; Metazoa; Mollusca; Gastropoda; Neomphalida; Peltospiridae
Exons: 3
Coding region: 28-417 (129 amino acids)
Cellular component (GO): mitochondrion
Source: RefSeq, a predicted model, not a curated record